UAUGACCAGCUUCCUCCCUUUAAGAGCCUGACUAAAGCUCAAAUGGCUACGCUUAGUAGAUCUCAGAAGAAGCAGUAUCUAGAUGAAAUGGAGUACCGGGAGAAACUAUUAAUGAAGAAGCAAAUGAAAGAGGAAAGAAAGAGACGUAAGAUGUUUAAGAAAUUUGCUGCAGAGAUUAAAGAUUUGCCUGAUGGGUAUAAUGAAAAUGUGGAAGAGGAGAGUGGUGGACCUGCAUCAGUUCCAGUUCCCAUGCCAGAUUUAUCUCUACCUGCGUCUUUUGACUCUGAUAACCCGACUCACCGCUACCGCUACCUUGAUUCCUCCAAUCAGUGGCUUGUUAGGCCAGUCCUGGAAACUCAUGGGUGGGAUCAU
Molecule: messenger RNA, 372 nt
Organism: Camelina sativa (false flax)
Lineage: Eukaryota; Viridiplantae; Streptophyta; Magnoliopsida; Brassicales; Brassicaceae
Source: RefSeq, a predicted model, not a curated record